UUUAAGAGACGAUGACUAUCCAGAUAGACCAAUGCGUAUAUAGUUGGUAGGGGUGAUUUUGAUUGAUUUUAAAUGUAGUUCCCUCUGUUCCAAUUUCAGUAACUUCAUGUUAAGCAUGUAACAACAGUGGGUUUGCUAUGCUGACAGUUUUUCUGCAAUUAAACUGUAAAAAACCUCAAUGUAUUGUUGUGCCUGUAGUAUUGCAGUAUAUUGCAAUACAUAUCGUAUCCUUGCCCCUUACCCUGCAUCUUGAUGUGUAUCGUAUUGCCAGAUUCUUGCCAAUACAAACACAUAACUGUUAGCAUUGUUAAUUAACAUUUCUUGUUCUCUUUUCAAUAAAUGAGUCAAAACAUCACCUCUAAGCCACGAUCAAGGCCUGUUGGUUAAUUGGCCAUUAUCCAACAUAACAUUCCUUAAAGCUAUAAUAGCCAGUUAGCUUUUUGCCUCAAAAAACAAAACAAAACUUGUCGCAACUAUAGGAAUAUCAAACACUGAUUUUCUGCCUCUCUGAUGGACUGCAAUGAUCAUAGCUUCAGUACACAUUGUUUGUUAUGCUUUUAAGUUUUAUCUUGGUCAUAACGACACACUUUCUAUUAUAAUUAUUUUAGCAGUAGCUUUAUAACAGAAAAAACAAAAACCUAGAGUAGUUGUUACAAUAUAGUAUUUGGGUCUAAUAGUACAGUGCUGAACAUAACUGCAGGAUCUGCACUGUUCUCUGACCUCCUUUUUCUCACUGCAGUUAAAAUGUAUCUCUCUCAAAAACUGUGCCCUAUAACUAGUAAUACACAGUAGCUUGUCAUGUUUUUAAAGUUUAGAUAUGUGUGUAUUCUUUCAAUAUAUGCAUAUAUACAAACAAUUUAAUGUAAUUUAUUCAUAAAUAAUAGCCAUAUGAGUGUGAGUCAUGUGAAAGUAACUAAGGAUUUUUCUCUAUGUAAGUCCAAACACUUCUGCAAGAAAAGAGAAUAGAUAUUUUGAAGAAUACAGGGGGCAUCUCACCACCACCUGUUUUUAUCUAGUCUAAGAAUUAAAGUUGAGGUUCUUUUUAAUAUUCUUUCAGUUUUAAGAAAGCCAAAAAAAGUCAACUAAUUUCAAAUACCGGAUAAUUAGAGAAAAAUAGUUUUACAUCUAUCUGACAUUCCCUUGCAGAACCAGUAAAAAGGAUAACCUGCAGUGGUUUUCAAAGGAAAACAACGUUAUUGGUUCUUAGAGGGAAAAAACUAUACACAAGCACUAAUCAGCUGUAAUCGCAGGGUAUUUUCUGUGGUGAGAGAAGAGAUGUACUCUCAGAUAGUGGGUGGCAUCAAUUGCUGGAAAGAUGAAGGAUUCUGAGCUCAUCACCUAAGCAGGGUGGGAAUUUAUUUUCAAUAGACAUUUACAUUUUUAAACAUUCUUCUAAGCCAAACCAAACAAUUGAACACAUAAACCACAGCAAUGAACUCUGUAAUGUGGUGACUGGAUGCUGGUGAUAUUUAUUGUAGGCACGGUGAUUAUUUGAAUGGUGGUUAGAUUCAGUCAAAAAAUAGAGAGAAAAAAAACUCCCAAUCUUUUGAAGUUCCCAUCAUUGUUUUUAUUUGUCUUUCACCAUAUCAGCCUUUGCUCUGGAAUGAUUUCACUAAUAAACCAGACCUAUGUAAGAGAACAAAGUAAAUUAUUACAACACAGUCUGUUGUUUGUUUAAACCCCUCAAACACACAUCUCAAAUAUAUAAAAACAUCAAACCAAACACUAAAUCAAUAAACGGUUGGCACGUUAAACACUAAAGUCCACUAAAACAUGGCUUAGACAUAGCAGUAGGACCAAAGUCAUUUUGGUCACUGCACAGCAUAAAUGCUGUGUUUAAAUCUUUCAUGUCAAUUGCCCAAAACUUGUAGAGUGCAGUCGGUUGUGCCAUUUAUGGCCAAUAGAUGGUGAGAUUCUGCAGAAAAUAAAAUAAGAAAAUAAAAACAGCUAAUUUGGUCAAGAUGCACAAGAGACAACAUUUAAACCUGUGAUAUUUUGUUGAUCAGUGAUGAAACUUUAAAUUUUAUUGAACAUAAAAACUGACAAAAAUAUAAAUAUUAUUGUAACCUGUUGGAGCAUGUCUAGUUAUUUUUUGUGUUAUUGCCAACAUUGUUCAUGAAAUGACUGUUCCGUGUUCUUCUUUGCAAAGUCAGUGGGUGGCCUAGAUUUUGCUGUGUUUGGUUGAGUUGUUCCCUGAGCAGUCGGGUAGUUUUGAUGUGUGCUGUGGCCAACAACAGCCUCUAUUGAAUCUCGUUGUUGGUUUGGACACCUGUGACCAUCAUGACUCCAUCUCAUCUCACAUCAGCACUGACUAUUCAGUGUUCACAGCAGCACAAGUUUUGAUUCAUAGCUAAAUGGCAAAUACACAUUUUGUUUUGGAAGGGGUUGGGAAAACUGUUAAUUUUGAUUGGAUACAAAUUUAAGCAGACUUGCUGAGCAACCAGUUCAUGUUUUUCAAAUGUUUUCAAAUGUUUGUUUUAUUCAAACAACAAGCUACAGGCAGCUUGCAAGUGACGCAUAGAGACCCCUGGUGUAUGUGAUCACUCUCUCCAAACUGUACACUACCACCCUUAAGAACACUUUUCUGCUAACCAGGGAAUUAAAAGAACAGGUCUGUGUCAUCAAGUUUCUUGGAGACAGUGUUUCUUCCCAUAGGCCUCUCUGUCACUACACCCCAGUGCUAAUACUGUACACAGAUACAAUCUGGAGGCUACACAAAAUAAACUAUAAACUCCCUUUAGUACAUACAUUAUAAUUUUGUCUGUGUAAUCUCUGAAACUCUUUGUCAGAAAAGCACUGGUUAUUAUUUACUUUCGUGGAUUACCGUUUUCUACCUCUUUUCUCUUGUCUUGUGAGAUCAAGCUAAGUGUGAAGCUUUGCCAAUGGCACCCCGGUGUUAACCCCACCUUCAUCUGCUUGUGACGCACAGGUACUUAUCUGAAAAAAAUCUAUCUAGAGAAAAUUCACAACGUUGUGAAGAGGUGCUUCCAAUCGUCACUGUUCUCUGUAGGUGGGCUAGGCAAAGCUUCUGCUGCGUAUGCCCCAACUUGCUUGCUCUUCAAAGUUCUUGGCAGGCAGUCUGCGGGGAUGGAAAAUGAUGGAGGACAAAGGCCCUCGUGUCGCCGACUACUUUGUGGUGGCUGGUCUCACAGAUCCAUCCAAGCCAUUGGACCAGGAGAUCCAUUUUGAUGAUGUCUGCCAUAAGACGGCCAGGCCCAAAGCCCCUAUCACCGAUGUAGCUUUGGUGAUCCGCUCCUUGGGCGAGGAGGUGCCACAAGGGUUCACCUGCAUUGAGACCACACCAACUGGUCAUUCAGCUGAUCUUAAUAAUGGUGGACUCAUGGCCCCUCAGAUCUUUCUCUGCUACAGACGAGGGUGUGACAAGCCACCACUCACAGACCUGGGUGUGCUGCUGGAGUGGAAGGAGCGACUAAAGCAGGGCUGCCACCUGAUCCAGACCACACCCUCGGGACGUCCAGCCAACAUCAGCGGCAAUUCCUCACAGCGCAUCUAUAUCACUUACCGUCGAGCAGCAGAGAGUCAGCCACAUGCUGCUCUGGCAGUCACUGACAUCUGCAUCAUCAUCCCAAGUAAAGGCGAGACACCACCUCACACCUUCUGUAAGGUGGACAAGAAUCUUAACAGCAGCAUGUGGGGCUCAUCUGUCUACCUGUGUUACAAGAAGUCUGUGGCCAAAACCAACACAAUAGCCUACAAAGCAGGUUUAUUUAGCAGAUACCCAGAGGAAGACUACGAGUCAUUUCCCUUGCCUGAGUCUGUCCCCAUCUUCUGCCUUCCCAUGGGAGCCACCAUCGAGUGUUGGCCUGCAAACACCAAAUAUUCCCUCCCUGUAUUUUCCACCUUUGUCCUCACUGGAGCCUCUGGAGAGAAGGUGUACGGUGCUGCCAUACAGUUUUAUGAGCCCUACCCUCAGGAGUGUCUGACUGAUCAACAGCUCUUCCAGCUGGGCCUCCUGAGUGCAGAUUCAUGCAAACCAUCCUCCUCGUCUUCCUCCUCCUCCUCUUCCUCCUCCAACAGCAGCAGCACCAACAGUCACCUGGUCUACACCAACAAGUGUAUCUGUUUGCUCUCUCACUGGCCCUUCUUUGAUGCUUUCCGCAAGUUCCUUACAUUCCUGUAUCGCUACUCCAUCUCUGGCCCUCAUGCCCUGCCCAUUGAAAAGCACAUCUCUCAUUUUAUGCACAAAGUUCCCUUCCCUUCCUCCCAGAGGCCUCGCAUCCUGGUGCAGCUUUCCCCUCAUGACAGUCUGAUGUUGAGCCAGCCUGUUUCUUCUCCUCUACCACUCAGCGGUGGUCGCUUCACCACAUUGCUUCAAAACCUGGGACCAGAGAAUGCUGUCACUCUGAUGGUGUUUGCUGUCACUGAACACAAGAUCCUAGUUCACUCGCUGCGACCGGCUGUUCUUACCAGCGUCACAGAAGCUGUGGUGUCUAUGAUCUUCCCUUUCCACUGGUCAUGCCCAUAUAUUCCCCUGUGCCCUCUGGCAUUGGCUGAUGUGUUGAGCGCCCCCUGUCCAUUUAUUGUUGGAGUAGAUUCUCGCUACUUUGAUCUGUACGAUCCACCACCAGAUGUCAGCUGCGUGGACUUGGACACAAACACCAUCUUCCACCAUGAGGAUAAGCGAGCAGUCACAUGGAAGAUCCUGCCAAAGAAAGCCUGUAAAAAUCUGAUGAAUGCUCUGAGCCAUCUCAAUCAGCAACUGAUUGACGGUCAGCACAGAUCAGAUGGGCUGCUGGAACUGAGCAUGUGCGAUUCCUCUGAGCUGAGCUGUGGAAAGAGCAUUCACACACUGGAGUUGGAGAUCCAGGAAGCUUUCCUACGCUUCAUGGCAGCCAUUCUGAAGGGCUAUCGGUUAUUCUUAAGACCCAUCACCCAGGCACCCUCUGAGAAAGCUACAGACGCUAGUUCACUUUUUGAUCUGCAAGGUUUUCUGAAAAGCCGAGAUCGCUCACACCAAAAGUUCUACUCACUGAUGACCAAGACCCAGAUGUUUAGCCGCUUCAUUGAGGAGUGUUCUUUUGUCAGUGACAAAGACGCCAGUCUGGCCUUCUUUGAUGACUGUGUGGACAAACUCUACAAUUCAGAGCGAAGUGCAGACAAAGGAGGAAAGGCUGACAGUGAGAGGUCAGAGGAGACCAGGCUGAUAGAGACUGAUGAAUCCCAGCGCAGUGAACACACAGUUUUCAUCACACCUCCAGAGCUGCCGCCACUGCCUGAAGGGGAAGAACAUCCACUCUGCUAUAGGUACGAUGGUUUCCCAGUGCUAAGUCUUGACCUCUUUGACCCUGUGGUCGGCCUGCGGACCCCCUUAUCCCGCCACAAUGCCAGACAGAGUUGCCCCACCAGCCCUGCCCCCAUGUUUAGACGUACCAAGCAGGAGAUUAAAUUGUCUCAGAAGAUAGCUAAGAAGUAUUCAUCAGUUCCUCAGUUGUGGUCCAAGUGUCUGCUGCGUCACUGCUACGGUCUGUGGUUCAUCUGCUUGCCCGCCUAUGUGAAGGUGUGUCACUCCAAGGUGAGGGCUCUCCGCACAGCCUAUGACGUCCUCAGGAAGAUGCAGGCAAAGAAACUGCAACCCCCUGAUGAGGUUUGCUAUCGAGUGCUGAUGCAGCUGUGUGGACAGUACGGUCAGCCAGUCCUGGCUGUCAGAGUUCUGUUUGAGAUGAAAAAGGCUGGGAUCCAUCCUAAUGCCAUCACUUAUGGUUACUACAACAAGGCAGUUUUGGAGAGCACGUGGCCUUCGAGCACCAGAGGAGGAUACUUCCUGUGGAUGAAGUUGAGAAAUGUCAUUUUAGGAGUAGCACAGUUCAAACGGGCUUUAAGACGACGUGCCUUACACACUCAGAGCCCUCUGUCAGAUGGCAGCGACCUGGACGCUGUGAGUCACGGCAGCAUGGAUAGCUCUGCUGACACUAACCCGACUGAGCAGAGCCCCUACAACACUGACUCCCUCAAAGUAGACCCCACUGAUGAUAGAUCUAGCACAGUCAGCCAUGGGCGUGGCAGUGCUGGUGCUGGGGCCCAGGGGUCCCACUCACACUCAGGGGGCUCUGAGCUCCGAGAUGCCACCCUCCACCCAGGAGAUCAGUCAGACUUAGGUUACAACUCCUUGUCCAAAGAAGAGGUCCGUCGUGGAGACCCCAGCGCCAGGGACAACACCACUGACAAAGAUGACAAGAAGGAGAGCGACUGCAGCUCCUUGUCGGAGACAGAGAGCACCAAAGGCAGUAAAGACUGCCUCCCUCUGCUGGACAUGGAAGUCCAGUCCUCCUUCAAACCACACGGCAUUGUUCGCAGCAGCUUAACAUUUGACGAUUCAUCCUGUAAACCCAAGAGCUCGGCCAGCACAGGUCAUGUUGCAGGUCUUCUCUUCACUUCCUCUCUGGAUGAGAUUGGUGAGGUCCACACCAACAGCUUGCUCAGGAGACACAAGAGUGCUUUGGAGGAGGUGGUGGGUGCGUCCAGCAGUGGUCCAGUUCUUGACUGGCAGGGUGUGAGAGGCCUGCAUCUGAGUGGAGACACAGCUGGCAGCAGUGGGAGUGGCACCACCGUUCUGGGGCUUGGUAUGAGGCAGGCUGAAACUGACCCAGAAAAAAUUGCAGAACAUCUGGGUGCAGAUGCCAAAAUUCUCUCUGGCACCAAAUUAUGUGGGUUCAAGAGACCUCGUUCUUUGGCAUUAGGCAGGUUAGCAGAGGUUAGUGAUAAGGCAGGUACCGUGAGUGAUCGAAAUAAGAAGGGAGAAGAAGAUGGCGUGGAAGGACAGGACUCCGGUGAUGAGGACAGAUGUAUGACAGAAGCUAUUUUUGACCUGGAAGAUAUCGAUUUGGAUAAACCUGCAAGAGAGCCUGGUGUCAACGUGCAUGAAACCAAAAGCUUUCACAAGAAAGUUGUUGAGCGAAGUGCAAGUUACAGCCAUGCCAUGAGCUCUGCUACGUCCAAAGGAGCUGUCAAGCGUACAGAUAUUGAGGUGGGUUACGAUCCUCUGUCGCUGUUGGCUGCAGACUCACAGACACAACAGCACAAUGAUGAGCAGUACUCUGAGGAAGAUGGGGUCAGGACACCAGGCACCUGCAGACACCUUGCCAGGGAAAUUGAACUCUACAUGAAUUACAUGGGCAGCCCUCUGACUAGCCGCACUCCCAGUCUGGACCUGCAGGAGCCAUCAAGCCCCCUUCUCCUUCACCCCUCAUCACAUUCUGGUCCUCGCAGGGCCAGUCUUCCUCACAGCUCCACUCUUAGGACUGUUGGAGUAACUCGCUCCCGCACUUACCAGCCACCCUCUCCUUGCCCAUCUGUCUCACGCCAACGCCUCUGGUCAUCUCCUCCCUGCCGCAGCUCCAGCACCACUCCUUGUCCCAGUCCUCAGCUGAGCCCCUACAGAGAGAGGACACACAGGCUGAGCCUGGCUUCACCCUCACCUUCUUCCUCCUCUUUCAAUCUGGACACUCUCCUCACACCAACUUUCGACGUGUUCAAGACCAGUAUGGUCUCUGCUGGGAAGGGCGUUGCAGAGAAGGCAAGCCGCUGGUAUUCACGCAUUGCCACCUCUACCAAGGAUGGUCAAAGUGACCGUCUCAGUGUGACGUCCUUCAGCACUGGAGAUCCAGACUGCUCCUCGCUGCUGAAUGAAGAAGACUGCGGGGAGUCAGAAAGUUCUGAGGUUUCACUGCAAACAAAUGAUCCCAUUAGCCCUACCGGACCCUGCAAAGUCCCCAAACGCAGCCCUUUACGCAGCAGAAUGGACAGUCCCAGAGCACGCUCCAGCCAUGUGAGACCAACAUCUCUGCCCCCUGGAUGUGUCCUUUCUCCUCCUGGUUUCCCUCUACCGGAUAAAUCAGAUGUUGGCUCCUCACACUACACCAGCAACACCAGCAUCUUCAACAACUACGCCAUGGAGCUGCUGAUCUCCAGUUGUUCUCGCUGUAAGACCUGUGACUCCCUGGUUUAUGACGAGGAGAUAAUGGCUGGAUGGACAGCAGAUGAUUCAAAUCUGAAUACUACCUGUCCUUUCUGUGGAAACCCAUUCCUGCCUUUCCUUAACGUGGAGAUCAGAGACAUGCGAGGACCUGGCAGACUUUUCCUGAAGGGCAGUCCAUCAGUGGACGAGGCAAUGACUUCAUUGUACUCGGAUUCAACAGGUUUGGACACAGGGACAUCAUCUUUGUCGACGCCCUGUCCUACAAAUACACUGUCUCCCUCUUCACCCCUGAUCAUGGUUCAGGACUCUUUUGAAAGACAAAGGAGACGAUCAACCACAACUCAAGGUAUUACCAUCCCUGCAGAGCAUCGGCAGAGGCUGCUGUCUCCUGGAGCACAGAUGGCCCGCAGUGUUAGUGCCUUUGGUCCUCUGCAGGAAACGUCUCGACCCAGCUGUGGUGUUCCAACGUCAGGGAGCCUGCCCAGCCGUCUCAAUGUAACCACUGACCCACUGAGUAUGGAGUGGCGUCUCCAUAACCCUGAGCCUGUGACUGUGCCCUACCUGAGCCCACUGGUCCUGUGGAAGGAGCUGGAGAGUCUGCUGGAGAACGAGGGUGAUGCUGUGAUCACAGAGGCCGACGUGGUGGACCAUCACCCCAUCAUCUACUGGAACCUGGUCUGGUACUUCAGACGACUGGACCUGCCCAGCAACCUGCCUGGACUUAUCCUCACCUCAGAUCAUUGCAACAGAAACUCACAGAUUCCUCGUCACUGGAUGUCAGAGGACAGCAAGCAUGUGCUGGUUCAGAUUUUAUGGGACAACCUAAAACUGCACCAGGACCCAGUCCAGCCUUUCUACAUCCUGUGGAACACAUACAAUGUAGGUUACCCUCUGUCACGGCCGGUCAAGGAGGCAGAGAGGUCCUUCAGUGAAGAGUUACUGCAGAGUGUGGUGAGGAGCAUUCAGAGGAACGACGUCAGUCGACCGAUGGCUCAGAUGCUGCAGCUGCUGGGACGGACGCUGGGGGUCAAGAGGCAGAGGAGUUUGUACAGAGAUAUCCUCUUCCUCUCACUUGUGGCUCUUGGAAAAGACAACAUUGAUAUUGACGCCUUUGAUCGUGAGUACAAGUUGGCGUACGACCGCCUCACACCCGCCCUGGUGAAGCUGACACACAACUGUGACCGUCCUCCCAGCACAGGGGUGAUGGAGUGUCGCAGGGCGUUUGGAGAGCCUUACUUGUGAACACUCACCUCCACACACACACACACACUCACUAACUUCAUUAGUGCUUUAAAGAUCAGCUCAGGAAUCCUGCUAGAUGACUGUGAAUGUGCAGUGAAGGCUACAGUGGAUGGUUGUUAGCCUUAUGUAGCUCAUAGACAAAGGUUUUACAGACAAACGCACACACACACACACACACACACACACUCUUCAUUAGCAUUAUUUCAUUCAGACUAACACUCACCUGGUCUCUUUACAAAUCUGGGGAAAUCAGAACAAAAUCAACAGCAGAGAUGUUCUUACAUGCAGCUUUUACAGUGUAGACUCAUCAAAUAUAUGAAAAGAGUUUUCAGUAUUUUAAUUUGAUGUCUAUUUAUGUAGAGGAGGAUUUAUUUAUUCCUGUCUUGUUUUUGUUAAGUGUUUUUUGUUUGUUAUUGUUUUUUCUUUUUUGCUGUGUCCAGUUGUCAGUAAACAUCUCUCUUGAAUACUCACCGUCACCUCCUCAACGUGUGGAGAACAUGGUGCAGUACACAGUAAAUAUCGGUGGCUGAGUACACAGUAGGUUUCAGUGAAUUAUGAUAUGAGGCAUACAAAAAAUGUUUUUACUUCACAUUUCUUUCAUCCAUAAAGUUUCAAUGAUCAGUAAUAUUCCUUUUAACUGGCAGCUUCAACAGGUGUGUCCUACAUACUUUAUAAAGGCAGCCAUGUUUGGAAAAAUUGUUGUGACCCAAUUGACAGUAGAAAUUCUGACUGUGCUGCAUUAUCAACAAUGGUCAGUUUGACGUUAACAAAGGAAUCAUACGUGUAUUUUAGUUGUCCGGCGACAAUAACAGAGCAGUAUUUGUGUGAAUGUUGUUUUCAUUAGUCUCUCUUUUUUUUCUUAUAACCGAACAAAUGCAUUUGUUUUACAGUAAAGGCUAAAAAGCAAACCUGUGGUUGCUGUCGGGUCAGACGACAAACGGAACAAAUACUUUUUAUCACAAUUAAUGUAAAAGUUGUGUCACCAAUUUUGAGGGAAGUGAUGCUCUGCUGCGUGACUAAAAGGUUAAAAAAAUUAAAAAAACAACAACAUGGGACACCCAGAGAACAAAGUCUGGAGAAUACAAGAUAGUGAACUUUAGCAUCCUGGUGUUUGGAGAAAACUCUAGUUUGAUCAUGUUUUAAUUGGACUGUUAUGACUGUUUUUAUAUCUUUGGUCUAUUUUCUGAUACGGUCAUUCAUAGUUAUGUAUCAAGGUCAAGGUCAGCUUUAUUGUCAAUACCUUCACAUGUACAGAACAUACAGAGGUAUCCAAAUUACGUUCCUCGCCUUCCCGUGCGCUGACAGACAUAGACAAUACUGAACGAAAAACAUUAAGGUGCAAUAACAAUAAACGUAUAAACGAUCGAAAUGUAAUUCUUCAUUUCAACCUGACAAAUGAACUGAUAAACACACGAUUGUUAUUGCACAGUGUAAAAGGGAUAUUGAAGGCGGAGCCAGAUGAACACACGGAGAGUUUAAAUGUUUUCAUGUGUAAACAUGGAUGAAUAUUUGUAAAAGUAUUUGGAAAUGACACACAUUUCUAUUUUCAUUUUUGCAAUUUUCAAGAUCGAAUUAAGUUUUUAUUACUUUGAAUUUCAUGUAAAUUAUGUAAUUUUAUGUUUAAUGAGUUCUUGUACUCUGAAGACUGAGGGAUUCUGGGCAGCGCUGAACAGAUUAUUGUCUAUUUUUACGUACGUGUUAGUUGAACAUGACGGUGAAGGAGGACAGCGGUUGAAGGAGGACCUUCAGAGUUCAAGACUCAUGAGGAUCUAAUGAAAGCUAACCUGCUGUGACAUUUAUGACAAAGGAACUGAAUACUGGAAAAGUCAGGGAACGAGGAAUGGAAACCCUGAGCUUUCAUCACCAGGAGAAGAUGCAUCAACUGCAAAGUUAGCAGCGUGCUAAGCUGCCGUUCACCUGUGGAAUAUUGUUGUGCUGCAAAUGUUAAAAUAGAUCAUUUUGCAAAAUCUGGGCCAUGUAAAAUUGGACUCUGCCCUUUGUAGACAUUUUAUAACAGUUCCUUCACUCAUGCCAGAUGUUUUGAAGGUUGUGUACAGAGACCAGACAUAUAGGACUGUUAACCUGUAAAUAAAACCAUACACUAAC
Messenger RNA from Cynoglossus semilaevis (tongue sole), 11284 nucleotides. RefSeq names its product C-myc promoter-binding protein-like. The transcript is spliced from 34 exons. Lineage: Eukaryota; Metazoa; Chordata; Actinopteri; Pleuronectiformes; Cynoglossidae. The coding region runs from base 3038 to 9178 and encodes 2046 amino acids. The record is from RefSeq and is a predicted model, not a curated record. Gene Ontology annotation, molecular function: protein binding. Gene Ontology annotation, cellular component: cytoplasmic vesicle; ESCRT I complex. Gene Ontology annotation, biological process: regulation of Rab protein signal transduction.